GAUGGAUUUUAUCUGGCAGCAGUUGCUAAUAAUGGGAAGAAGACUGCAGCUCUUGUUUAUGGUAUCGCAAGAAAUGUUUGGAUACGGGUGAAGUGUAGACUGGAAACAAUCGAUGAGCUAACAAAACGUUUUUAUCUUGCUACUCCGGAAGAAACUGAACAAGUUUGGAAAGAUCUGUUUGAAGGUUCAAACAAGACCUGUCAGCAUAAUUAUUUUCAUGGCCGUUGCCGAAACGAAGCGAUGGAUGUAUACUGUGAAACCGGACGACGGACUCGAACUCACUUUGUUCUUUCUGUUUUUCGGGACCAUAAACCAAUGAAGAAAAGUGAUUACCUGUGAAUUUUUAUUUGUCAUCCAAAAAAUACUGGCAAAUACUUUAGCCACGAAUACGAAG
Messenger RNA from Loa loa (African eye worm), 394 nucleotides. RefSeq lists its product as hypothetical. The annotation marks the transcript as partial. The record is from RefSeq and is a predicted model, not a curated record. Lineage: Eukaryota; Metazoa; Nematoda; Chromadorea; Rhabditida; Onchocercidae. The transcript is spliced from 3 exons.